UUCUAUCAGGGCAGCCGAUCUUCCAGCCUGGAGAGCCGUGGCUUUGCUCUGAGCAGGGUGAGGGCUGACUGUCCUCCAUGUUUUAACAAGCAUUGACCAAACACACUGAGUUUGUUAGCCAUGCAUCCACAGAGUGUGGCUGAGGAGGAGGUGAAGACUGAGUCGGAUGCUGUGGAGGGGAUGGAGAUUUCAACAAGAUCCAAAGUUUCAGACCCUGGGUCAGCAGAGCGGCCAGCCCAGAAACGUAAAGUCUCCAACAGCCCCCCUCACUCAUCCAACGGCCACUCCCCAGCUGAGACCUCUCCCAGCCCCAUGAAAAAGAAAAGAAAACCUGGAGCAGUCAGCAGCAGCAAAGACCAGUCAGAGCUAAGACAUGGUCCCUUUUACUAUGUGAAGCAGCCAGCACUCACCACAGACCCUGUUGAUGUUGUACCGCAGGACGGCAGGAAUGAUUUCUACUGCUGGCUGUGCCACCGCGAGGGCCAGGUGCUCUGCUGUGAGCUCUGCCCCAGGGUGUACCACGCCAAGUGCCUCAAAUUGCCAGCUGAGCCAGAAGGCGACUGGUUCUGCCCAGAGUGUGAGAAAAUAACAGUUGCAGAGUGCAUAGAGACUCAGAGUAAAGCCAUGAUGAUGCUCACUAUAGAACAACUGUCUUACCUGCUGAAGUUUGCCCUCCAGAAGAUGAAACAGCCAGGUGACCAACCCCGUUCGUCAUCUCACUCCCCCCAUGCAGCCGCCACGCAGAGAAAGGCUUUUAAUUGGACGGAGCCCUUUCAGAAACCUGUGUCUCUUGAACAACAUCCAGACUAUGCUGAGUACAUAUUCCACCCAAUGGACCUGUGCACAUUAGAGAGGAACAUAAAGAAGAAAAUGUACGGUUGCACAGAGGCCUUUUUGGCAGAUGUAAAAUGGAUUUUACAUAACUGUAUAAUAUAUAAUGGAGGCAAUCACAAGCUUACAGCCACGGCUAAAGUCAUAGUGAAAAUCUGCGAACAUGAGAUGAAUGAAAUCGAGGUGUGUCCUGAGUGCUAUCUCUCAGCUUGUCAGAAGAGAGAAAACUGGUUCUGUGAGCCAUGUAGUAAUCCACAUCCACUGGUAUGGGCCAAGCUGAAGGGAUUUCCUUUCUGGCCAGCCAAAGCUCUGCGUGACAAAGAUGGCCAAGUGGAUGCUCGCUUCUUUGGGCAACAUGACAGGGCGUGGGUCCCGUUAAACAACUGCUAUCUCAUGUCCAAAGAAAUCCCCUUCUCUGUCAAGAAGACCAAGAGUAUUUUCAACAGUGCGAUGCAAGAGAUGGAAGUCUACGUGGAGAACAUGAGGAGGAAGUUUGGAGUCUUCAACUAUGCCCUCUUCAGGACACCUUAUACCCCCGACAACCAGUACCAGAUGCUCCUAGACACGGGCAACCCCUCAUCUGGCUCCAUCCGACCAGAGAAGCAGGAGAAGAUUAAGUUCAGCUUUGACAUGACUGCAUCCCCCAAGAUGCCCUUGGCCAGGAGUAUGAUGUCAGUGGCAGGGAUGGGAGGAAGUUCUGGGCGGAGGAUAUCUCUGACGGACAUGCCCCGUUCCCCUAUGAGCACCAACUCCUCUGCUCACACAGGCUCUGAUGGGGAGCAGGACACACCAGAGAAAGGUCAGGCUAAAGCAGCCAGCAGCCACUUCAGCGCGGGGGAGGAGUCCAUGGACUGUACAGCAUCCCCUGCUUCAACUCGGCAUGCUGCCACAGGCAGUGCUAUGGACAGCCCUAAACCCUUACAUUCUCAGGGCCCUUCCCUGCCAAUCACCCCUAAACAGGAAAAGACUGUUACCACAGGAAGUAUACUCAACCUCAACCUGGAUCGUAGUAAAGCAGAGAUGGACUUGAAGGAGCUUAGUGAGACUGUGCAGCAGCAGCAGCAGCAGGGGGCGUCGCCUAUCCUAACCUCACCCAAGAGACAAAUCAGAAGUCGGUUUCAGCUCAACUUGGACAAAACCAUAGAAAGCUGCAAGGCCCAGUUAGGCAUAGAUGAGAUAUCUGAGGAUGUGUACAAGGGAGUUGAACACAGUGAUUCCGAGGACUCUGACAAAUCAGAGUUUAGCGACAGUGAGUAUGCUAGUGAUGAGGAGCAGAAGGUUAAAGAGAGCCAGGACACCAUGGUUGCUGAGAAGUGUGAGAAGAAGCGAGCAGUCAAGGACCAACAAUCUCCCAGCCAAGACAAGGAGUGCAAGCCUGAAGGCUUAGCCGCAGUAACAUCCACCAUGGGGGAUACAGUAGCACCAGCUAUUGUCACAGAACCCUCAUCUAAAGAAAAACAGAGCAUAGACUUAGAUAAAGAUCCAGUAGAGAAAUCCAAAGCUGCUCCACCCAUUCUUGUCCCCAGAGAAAAGCUCCAAGUGAAGGAAGAAGUCAGGCAGCCCGCACCUGUGGAGGACUCAGACUCUGAGAGGGAGCUGGUGAUCGAUCUGGGGGAGGACCAGGGAGGCAAGGAGAGGAAGAGAAACAGGAAAGACACUACUGCUGCUAAAGACCCUCCAGCCAUUAAAACUGAGGGUAAAAUUGCCACCCCUGUAAGUGCCCUUACCUCGUCCCAAAACAAUGCAAGCCCCUCUGCAUCAUCCAGUGUCAAAGAGUCUUUUCAGUCUUCUAUGGCCAUACCCCUCAACAUGGUCUCCUUCACGACUACUGCUCCCACUACCAUCAGCCCGGCCACCCUUCUCAACACAACCCUAACUACAACUCCAGCCCCCUCCAACUCCACCACCACAGCAGUGAAGAAACAGCGCCCCCUGCUGCCUAGGGAGACAGUCCCUGUGGUCCAAAGGGCUGUGGUAUGGAGCCCAACCACCAAGUUCCAGACUUCCUCACAGAAAUGGCAUAUGCAGAAAGUGCAGCGGCAGCAGCAGAACCAGACGCCAGCUACUACACCUGUGCAGACACCAGUGCUGGGGCAAGUGCCGGCGAGCCAACUGCAGGCACAAACCUUGCCCCCAACCCAAGCCACUGGAACAACACCAUCAUUAUCAGUUUCAGUCCAGCAGCCAUCACAAAGCAUGCGUUAUCAGACCCGACAGGCUGUGAAAGCUGUCCAGCAGAAGGACAAUCCACUCAGUACAUCCACCUCGGCAGUUACCCUGGUUACCAGUAGCCCAGCCUCUGUGGCUAUAAUGGCAGUCCCAGGGUCAGGUACACCUGCCUCCUCUUCCUCUUCCCCUGUGACUGGAGACUUCCAGAUCCCCACUACCUCUGCAGAUGUAGCAUCAGACAUUGCCAAGUAUACUAACAAAAUAAUGGAUGCAAUUAAAGGGACAGUGACUGAGAUCUACAAUGACCUGUCCAAAAGCACUUCAGGGAACACAAUAGCAGAGAUUAGACGGCUGAGAAUUGAAAUUGAAAAACUACAGUGGUUACAUCAGCAGGAGUUGUCUGAAAUGAAGCACAAUUUAGAGUUGACAAUGGCAGAAAUGAGGCAGAGUCUUGAGCAGGAGGGGGAGCGUUUGGUGGCAGAGGUGAAGAAGCAGAUGGAGGUAGAAAAACAGCAGGCUGUGGAUGAGACCAAGAAGAAGCAGUGGUGUGCCAACUGCAGGAAAGAGGCCAUCUUCUACUGCUGCUGGAACACCAGCUACUGUGACUAUCCCUGUCAGCAAGCCCAUUGGCCUGAACACAUGAAGUCAUGCACUCAGUCAGCAACAGCCCCGCAACAGGACCCUGAGUCUGAGUCCACAGCCAACACUUCAAACAAAGGAGGACAGUCAAGCAGUGGGCAGACCUCUCCCAAAGAAAAGCAGGCAAGUGCACCUACAGAUAGAGACUCUGACAUGGAAAAGAGCAAAGACAAUGUCACUGUUAGUCUUUCCUAACCCCCAAUUCUCUACCCCAACACUGAGAAGCUGCACUUGAAUUGUAAUAUAGAACUAUAGACACCUUCUUCACUACAUGGAUCAGUUCCUGUAGCAUUACUACUAAACUGCUGCUCUGAAGGAAUUCAAAAUGUUUUUUUAUUCUUUGUUUUUCUUUAAGUUUCUCACAGAUAACCUGAACCUCUUCUCCUUUAAUUACUGUCAUUGUUUCCCCCAUUACCUGUAUGAUCUGACUCUCUGCAAACUACAGAUAAAAAAACAACACAUGUAUCUGUCUCGUCUGGUAACACUUAGAAAUAAUUUAAGUGUGGCAAAGUAUAUAGAGAUGGCCUUACAUGGCAAAAAAACAGGCAUCAAUAGCUGAUCUGUAUAUAAAAGUUUAUCUUGUGCUGUUUGUCCUUUUAUGAUGAACACAACUGUUUUUGGUACUAUGUAACAUAGUUACAGUUUGAUAUAAAGACUGAUGAAUAAGAAAUCUAAUUGUGAUGGACCAGAGAAGAUGGCUUCAGAUGAAUGUUGCCUCAAAUGUCUGUGAAUUGCCUUGAUCAUUUUGUAAGUUAAUUUAUUUAUGAUUCUACUGAUGUGUUCAAUUCUAUUUAGAAUGUUGUCCUCAAUCUCUCCCGAAUCACAAUUCAAUUAGGUUUCCAGUGCCUGUAUGACUGGGUAUCAACCCUUGAUGUCUUUACCAUUUCAUUUUACAUUAGUGGCAUUGUAAAAUGAAUUCAUAAUUUAGCAACAGCAACAAAAAAGAUUAUAUAUAUAUAAUAUAUAUAUAGCCUAUAUUUGUGUGUUCUGUAUAUUUUUUUGUAUGGGCAGUAAAUAAGGAAUACAAAGCACAAAAAUAGAACAAUGGUGCUAAAAAAAAAUCAAAGUGGUCUUUGUAGGCUUCCUUAUUAUGUUCCUGCCAUAUAUAAUUAUUAGCCCGGACAGAACCAGUUAAAAGACUACAAAACUAUCCAAGCUAAUAAAUAAUAUACAUACAAAAAACAUACUAUUGUAAACUGGAAUGAUUGCUUUUCCCUGUUCUGUAUAGAAAGUUGAACCCAUAUAUUUCUUGUUGACCAGCAUUUAAGUCUGUUUAGCCUAUAUUCUGAACAAAAAUAAAACGUUUUGGUCUUGUAACCAA
This is a messenger RNA of Hypomesus transpacificus, 4960 nucleotides long. It is a transcript of the gene zmynd8, whose product is annotated as zinc finger, MYND-type containing 8. The record is from RefSeq and is a predicted model, not a curated record. The coding region runs from base 121 to 3834 and encodes 1237 amino acids. The transcript is spliced from 21 exons. Lineage: Eukaryota; Metazoa; Chordata; Actinopteri; Osmeriformes; Osmeridae. Gene Ontology annotation, molecular function: protein binding. Gene Ontology annotation, biological process: regulation of DNA-templated transcription.